AUGGCCUCGCACACGAAGAAAGACGAUUUCUGUCUGGAGUGCCACUGGGAGGCAUUCCAUCUGGAUGCCAAAGACCCGGAGGAGCCUACCGGGGCGGAGGCUCCAGGGCCUCAGUGGAAUUGUUCCGAGGAGGAUCAGGUGCUCCCCCACUGUGAGGUCGGGGAGGACUGCCCCGUGGACGACGAUUGCUGUGACAUGGACAAUUGCUCCGUCACCUGCCCGUCGGUCUGCGACGGGUUCGUCGACUGCGACGAGGCCGCCGUGUGCUCUGUAUCACAUUGCGACGAUGCCCACUGCAACGAUACCCAUUGCGACAGCACGGACCCGGUGUGCUUCGACGAGCACUGCUUCGGCAGCGGCAGCCACGCCGACGGCGAGCACAGCCUGGAGGCGUUAUUAGCGUUGGGGUCGCCGCUGAACCUCGAGUCCAGCGACCUGCUGUCGCCGACCGCGCUGCCCCCGGUGCCGGGCGAGCAGCCCAAGAGCGUCGGGCUCCCUGCGGCCCCCGGGCUCGUGGGUUCCACAGAUGCCUUCUUCGCGCCCUUCGCGCCUGUCCCGGUGUCACACUGUCACGCUCACAGCCACCAGCACUUCCAGUGCCACGACUUCUCCAAGGACGCGCACCACGCCUGGUAUCCGAUGCCCACCUCGGUCAACCCGGCGGACGUCUUCCACAUGAUGGGGGUGUGUCCGGACCUGACGGCCUGCCAUCACCAGUAUCAUGUGCAGCAGGUGCCGGACUGCAGUGAGCAUCCCAAGCCCACGGACGAUCCGGCCUCGAAUUCAUUUACCUGCUUGCACAUCAACCCGAACCCGAACCACACCCAUAGCCACGAUCACGGCCACGGCCAUUCCCACGGUCACAGCCACAUCCCCCACAUCCACACCCACCAUGCGACCGAGACGGCCGCGAUGACCGAGCCAACCGCCACACACGAACCGCCCAUCCCUAACCCUACGACACACCGCAAACCGUGCCGGACGCACGUCCAUCGCUGCCGGACGCACAGCCACGCGCACCACCAUUACUCCCCGUACUCGCCGUACUCGCGCCAGUCGCGGUCCAGCGUGAGCUCGCAGCUGAGUCCGGGGGACACGCCGCCUCCGCUGGACGGGGGCGGCGGCUCGUCUUCUGUGCUGACCAGCCCCGAGUACAUCCCGGAGGAGGCCCACGUGUGCCGCUGGACGACCAUGACGGAUGGAAUCAAGACGCCGUGCGGCGCCACCUUCGCGGACUCGUGCGGCCUGCAGGAGCAUCUCAUUGGCAGCCACAUGGCCACGGUGGCGGGGGCCAAGGGGACGGGGUAUUACUGUUGCUGGGAGGGGUGCCACCGCCCGGACGAGCCGUUUUCGCAGAAGUCGAAGCUGCAGGGCCACUUUCUGACGCACAGCAACUACAAGAACUUCAAGUGUUCGGUCUGCGGCAAGUUCUUUGCGCGGCAGGCGACGCUGGAGCGGCACGAGCGCAGCCACCGCGGGGAGAAGCCGUACAAAUGCGCCGAGUGCGGCAAGUCGUUCACCGACAGCAGCGAGCUGAAAACGCAUUCGCGGACGCAUACGGGCGAGAAGCCGUUCAAAUGCACGUAUCCGGGGUGUACCUUCCAGACGGGCGAUUCGUCCAACAUGUCCAGUCACCGGUUGACGCACGGGGAACGACGGCAUAAAUGCCAUUAUCCGGGGUGUACGAAGAGCUUCACUCGACACGAUCAAUUGAAACGACACCUGAAAAGCACCCAUAAAGACAGCGGCAGCAGCAGUGGCAGCAGCAACAGCAUGAUGAUGCCCUCGCCGUCGCCAUUGACGGAGCAAUUCGGCCUGUCGCUGGCCGAGGUGGCGUGA
Aspergillus japonicus CBS 114.51 is the source of this 1839-nucleotide messenger RNA. RefSeq names its product C2H2-type zinc finger protein. NCBI's taxonomy places the organism in Eukaryota, Fungi, Ascomycota, Eurotiomycetes, Eurotiales, Aspergillaceae. The record is from RefSeq and is a predicted model, not a curated record. Gene Ontology annotation, cellular component: nucleus. The coding region runs from base 1 to 1839 and encodes 612 amino acids. Gene Ontology annotation, molecular function: RNA polymerase II cis-regulatory region sequence-specific DNA binding; DNA-binding transcription factor activity, RNA polymerase II-specific. The transcript has 6 exons. Gene Ontology annotation, biological process: regulation of transcription by RNA polymerase II.